GCAAUAGAUAAGAGAAAUGAAAAUUUUAUGUUUUUUAUGCUGUUUACUCAUUAAUUAUUAAUUAUUUCCAGUGGAAAGCGUUUCUAAUUAACAAAAGAAUAAUUUCUUCGAACGUGUCCAUUCCUAGUGCUCAAAGUAUACCCAUCUGUGUCUUGAAAACUCUCAAGGUAACCGAUGAAAUUGCGUCUUUAAAAAUACUGCGGAUCAACGUCGAGUCGUAAUCAUUCCUCUUUUUUAUUCGAAUGAUAUUAUCGGAGUGAAAAAAAAUGCUGAAUAAAUUAAAAGAAGUUAUGCAAACCACAAUGGAUGCGCUAGCUCCACCUCCUCCUCUGCUCGAUGACUUCAUAUACCAUUGGAGACGGUUUAUGAAAUAUUACCUUAAUCCAGAUCAUGAAAAUAUACCCGCUGCUGAACUGACUAAUCUACCGAUUUGCUUGCAUAGAUUACGAGAAAUUUUGAUCAACGAAGAUUGCGAAAUAGAAGAGAGAAAUAGCAACGUGGAAGUUGGUCCUUGUAUGGAAUACUUGUUGAAAUUCAAUUUACUCGAUCUCUUGGUUACGUUGGCAAUAUCCGAUGAUCCUCCUGGAAUGAAACAGUACAUUUUGAAGUUUUUUUCUAAAACGUUGACUCAACUCAAUGAACCAAAUAUUGCCCAUUCUGCUAUGUAUAUUCCUCUUGUGAGAUUGAUGAAUGUAUGUGAUGGAUUAUUACAUUCGGUUAGUGAAAAAGAAGAAGUCGAAUUUUUACUUCAUCUAAGCGCUGUUCUACGAAAACAACAAGCAGUAUCGUUGUUAUUUUUCUCAGAUGAAAGUAUUAAGAAUUUGACAGAAGUUACUAAUUCUGGAGAUUAUAUCAAAUACAUGAAUAUCUUGGAUUUAGUUCUUUCCUACGUCGAUAGUGCAGAUAGUGAAAUUCGAGUAAAGGCUUGCCAAUGUAUUAUUUUACUGUGUUCGAUGCGAGAUGAUGUGAUCGCCCAGUGCAUCGUUGAUAAUUUCAAAUUGAAUCAUUUUUUGAUCGGAAGAUUGAUCACGUUGUUUUACGAAAUCCCUCCUAAUGAUUUUAUUCAUUUUGAAAAUAUCGAAGCUAGUUGGGCUUUAGAUGUGCACGUGGACUCUCAAUCAAACUGUAAUAAAAAUCGUCAAGCUGUUGUCUUCUUUAAUUGGCUCGAUUUUAUCAACCAACUUGUGAUAGAAAGUCAUCCUACGAUCAAGACUAGUAUAAGACAAUCAGUGAGCGAUAUUUUCUUAGAGGAAGCUUUCAAAAUGAGUAAUCUUUCGCGACCGGAAACAAUGGCCAUUUUGCAUAAAUAUUAUUCCGGCAUUACUGCUCCAGAAUUAUUAGGAGGAUUCCAUAAAUGGCUUAUUGUCGAAGGGAAUGAACCGGAUGUUCCGGGAAUCAGUACAAAUUCCUUAUUAAAAGCUCUUAUCGAUAACUGUUCUUCUGAUAGUAGUCUAGUUGCUGUAUUUAGUUUGAAAUUUUUCGUGGAAGUGCUGAAUAAAUGCGAUGGCAGUUUAUUGCAAUGUCUAAUCCUGUGCUAUUUGAAAGAUAGAUGUUAUUACGACACAUCUGCUGCACCAGCUUCCUGGAGUGACGAAGAAGAUGAAAGGCAGAAGUACUCCAGUAGUCCUGAGGCUUUAUCUUCCAGUCGUACUUUGGCACCUUCCAAUAUCGAUAAAAUUAUUCAGAGCUUCUCCAAUAUCACUCCAAUUCAAUUACGUUCUCAAAACACCGAAGAGAAUAUUGAUCAAUUGAAAAAACACUACGAACAAGUUAUAAAAAGAUGUGCUGAAUAUCAUUGGCCUACCGAAGCCGUUUCAGACGUAGAGAGCUUGAGUAAUGAUUCGAAUCCGGAGGUCGAUACUCAUUUCAGGAGGUUUUACGAGGGACCAUUUUUGAGGAUGAUUUUUACUAAAAUUAAAUAUAUUCACACGUUGAAUUACUGCCAAAUGUUACAAGUGUCUGCGAUCGUUUCAAAGCUGGCGUUACUACCGCAUCCGUUCUUGCACGAGUAUUUAUUAAAUCCAUUUCUACCCUUAAGAAAUGGUAUCAAGUCGUUAUUCUCCUCGCUGAAAUUUGCUAUGAGCGACGUCAGUUCUCGAGUCCAAAUUAUUCUUAAUUUCCAACUAGAAUUGAACAAUGCCAGGGAACGACUGUCAAACGAGAGUAAAUACGCUGAUAGCAAAGGAGAAAUUGAUCGAUAUUUGGAAGCUUGCGUUGUACUGGAAGAAUUAUGUAAUGAGUUGGCUGCCAUCAUUUACGUUAAAUAUGCUUAUUUCCAUUAAGUCUUCUCGAAUUGAAAUUAUGAUGUGUACCUGAGUUUAAUUUUCGUUUACCUACUGUAAAGUUAUCUAGUCAUAAAGUUUCCAACCUUCUAUGUAAUUGUUUUCCUGUCUUAUUUAAAGUACGAUAUAUAUGGAAUUAUGUGUUGAAGAUUUACUUCUGAGUUUAUUGAAAAAAAUUUAUGUUCUAGUCUAAAUUUGAUUGUUACCUAAAAAUAAACGUUCGAUAAGGUGA
This is a messenger RNA of Planococcus citri (citrus mealybug), 2514 nucleotides long. Its product is annotated as FHF complex subunit HOOK interacting protein 2A-like. Lineage: Eukaryota; Metazoa; Arthropoda; Insecta; Hemiptera; Pseudococcidae. The record is from RefSeq and is a predicted model, not a curated record. The transcript is spliced from 14 exons. Bases 267 to 2282 code for a protein of 671 amino acids.